Molecule: messenger RNA, 1805 nt
Organism: Rhododendron vialii
Lineage: Eukaryota; Viridiplantae; Streptophyta; Magnoliopsida; Ericales; Ericaceae
Exons: 3
Coding region: 13-1641 (542 amino acids)
Molecular function (GO): protein dimerization activity
Source: RefSeq, a predicted model, not a curated record
GGCCUUCUUAUCAUGACUUACGAGGUACUCUACUGCAUAAUAAUGUCCAGGAGAUUAGAACAUAUCUUCUCGAAAUUGAAAAUUCUUGAAAGACUUAUGGAUGUUCAGACAUGGCAUGCAGAUGGAUGGACUGAUCAAAAACAAGUUCCAAUCAUAAACUUUCUCGUUUAUAGUCCUAAAGGCAGCAUGUUUUUGAAGUCGGUUGACACAUCGGGCCUCAUUAAGGAUGCGGACACCUUACUUGGUAUUUUUGACGAAGUAGUUGAACUUGUUGGGCCAAAAAACAUUGUGCAAUUUGUGACUGAUAAUGAAGCUGCUUAUAAAGCGGCGGGAAAAAGAUUGCAAGCAAAGCAUGGAAGCUUUUUUUGGUCUCCUUGUGCAGCCCAUUGCCUAGACUUGAUGUUGGAGAAUUUCGCCAAUCCGAAGCACUUGCCCCGUAUUGAUGCUGUCAUUCAACAAGCAAAAAAAGUCACAAGGUUCAUCUAUAAUCAUGCGUGGGUUGUUAACUUGAUGAGGAAAGAUUUCACUAAUGGAAGAGAUUUGUGUCGCCCUGGGAUUACAAGGUUUGCAACAAAUUUUCUAAGUCUCCAAUGUUUGCUUAAAUUCAAGAAAGAGCUUCAUCAAAUGUUCACUAGUGAUAAGUGGGUUGGGUCUCGUUAUGCCAAAAGUAUUGCGGGGAAAGAGAUUGGUAUGAUUAUCUUGGAAGAUAGAGAGUUUUGGUCGGAAUGUCAAACUGUGGUGAAAGUUAGUGAUCCAUUGGUUAGGGUUCUCCGUCUUGCAGAUAGUGAAGAGAAGCCUUCUAUGGGUUAUUUGUAUGAGGCCAUGGAUAAGGCGAAAGAGGCUAUCAAAACAAGGUUGCAAAACGGGGUUUCAUUGUACACUCCGUAUACUAGGGUGGUCGAUGCUAGAUGGGAUAGACAGCUUUAUAGUCCUCUUCAUGCUGCCGGUUGCUUUCUUAAUCCUGGAAUUUAUUUCAGGCCUACUUUCACCAAGCAAAAAGAUGUUUCUAGAGGAUUGGUCAUGGCUAUUACAGUCUUGGUGCCCGACAAUUUUAUGCAAGAAAAAAUAAGUGAACAACUUGAAGAAUAUAAGCAGUCAACAGGUCACUUUGGUAUGUCCCUUGCAAUUCGUCAACGAGAGAGGCUCAAUCCAGUUGCAUGGUGGGAGCAAUUUGGGAACGAUUGUCGAGACUUACAAAGUUUUGCAAUUCGGAUCCUUAGUCAAUGUUGUAGUGCAACAGGAUGCGAAAGAAAUUGGAGUACGUUUGAGUUCAUCCACUCUAAGAAAAGAAAUAGACUAGAACACAAAAGAUUGAAUGAUCUUGUGUUUGUUCGUUACAACUUGAAACUUCGAGAAAGGAAUAUUAGCCGAAGGAAGGAUGCUUUUGACCCGAUUAGUCUUGACAACAUAGAUGUAAUAGGGGAUUGGAUAUCUGAAGAACCUUCUCUACUUGCUGGAGAGGAUCUUGGGUGGGAGCUUGUUGAACCACCAUCACUUGAGAAUCUAACGUUGGUUGAUGAGCCUUGCUUUGAUGAUGGCGAAGACAACCUUCCAGCUCAAAAUGAGAGUCAAUAUGAUUGGGUUGGCGAUGGAAGUUUUUACUUUGGAGGAGAACAAGAUCCUUAUAACUAUGUUCAAUGAUCUGAUCUGUUUCGUAAUUUCGUUUUGAGUCUUUUUGGAUAAUUUUUUGCUGCCAUUUGUUUCACGAAAAUGGUUUAAACUUGGUUGGAAGAUGAAGUAGUUAAUGGAUGAGUAGUUUAAGAUGUUUUGAGAACUUGGUUUGCAUAUGAACUUGGUUUGAGAAU